CAUCUCGUUGGUGGGGCGGGUGCCGGGUGCCAUCAAGGGCCCAGGGGAGGUCGUGUUCGGGCUGCAGGAGCUAUUUCUGGCUGGUCCCGGCUCCCACGCCCGCAUUUUCUCAGGGAAUUUACAUUCAGUCUGCUGAAUGUCUCUUGGCUUAGGUUGCUGGAUAUGUGGAGCUCCCCAUAGGUUCUGGGCUAUUAGAGCCUAGUCCCAGGGUUUGCGUUGUGGCCAGGCUUCUGUUUAUGCUAUUGCCCGCUUCCAGUGAGGCAGCAUGUAUUUUUAGGUCCCAUUUCCAAAUGGAGGUCUGAAAUCUCUUCCACUCCCAGAAGUGGGCAGUUGAUGGCACCCGCACCCUCUUUCAGUUUUCGGUCGCUGCUGUUUGAUCUGUUGGCUUCUGAGAAGCAUUUUGACCACUGCUUCAGCUACCAUAGGAGGACUGGCAAGAUCCCACCUGCUAGGUGAAGGGCAGAUUAGUGACCUUUGACCUGUACCUGCUGGUCCUGACUUUCAGAGGCCCAGGAUGGGUGAAUUCAACGAGAAGAAGGCGACAUGUGGCACUGUCUGCCUCAAGUAUCUGCUGUUCACCUACAACUGCUGCUUCUGGCUGGCCGGCCUGGCUGUCAUGGCAGUGGGCAUUUGGACACUGGCCCUCAAGAGUGACUACAUUAGUCUGCUGGCCUCAAACACCUACCUAGCCACAGCCUACAUCUUAGUGGUGGCUGGUGUUGUUGUCAUGGUGACUGGAGUCCUGGGCUGCUGUGCCACUUUCAAGGAGCGACGGAACCUGUUACGCUUGUACUUCAUCCUGCUGCUCAUCAUCUUCCUCCUGGAGAUCAUUGCUGGCAUCCUGGCCUAUGUGUAUUAUCAGCAGCUGAACACAGAGCUCAAGGAGAACCUGAAGGACACCAUGAUCAAGAGAUACCACCAGUCAGGCCAUGACGGCGUGACCAAUGCUGUGGACAAGCUGCAGCAAGAGUUCCACUGUUGUGGCAGCAACAACUCUCAAGACUGGCGAGACAGUGAGUGGAUCCACUCUGGUGAGGCAGAAAACCGUGUGGUUCCUGACAGCUGCUGCAAGACGGUGGUACUUGGCUGCGGUAGGCGGGACCAUGCCUCCAACAUCUAUAAAGUGGAGGGCGGCUGUAUCACUAAGCUGGAGAGGUUCAUUCAGGAGCACCUGCGGGUCAUCGGGGCCGUGGGCAUUGGCAUUGCCUGUGUGCAGGUCUUCGGCAUGAUCUUCACCUGCUGCUUGUACAGAAGCCUCAAGUUGGAGCACUACUGAUGUUGCCACCGGGCCGGGCGGCCAGCCUUGCACUGUGUCCCAGCCCCACUACUGAACACUACUGACUUAGACUGCUGACUGACUGCCAGAGGUAGCUGCCCUCGUGCCAUCACCAUGACCCCUGGCACCCCACCUCAGGGGUAGCUUCAAGUGCCUUUCACUGCACACCAAAGUCCCAAAGCUUGAGGCGGUGUACUUGCCCCAGCAUUAAGAAGAGGGGGGCACGUAUGCUAGUGUUGGGCUAGGCCUGGCUAGUAGAGUAGGGUUUAGAUUACUUGACAGAAGUGCCUCUUAUGCACAGACUGCUUCCCUUUGGGUAGCUGUGAUCUGCAGUAAGUCUGGGGAGAACCCGGUACACCACUACACGGUGGGUAAAAGCAGGCAGGAAGGGCCUUCCUCGUCGGACCAGGCACCGUUCAUGCCUGCUGCUGGGAAGCCUCAGAGGUGCUCGCCCCAAACAAAUGGGGCAAGCCGAGGGGACCUCCAACCCCACACUUCUUGCUCCAUCCUCUCUACCCAGCCUCUUGCUCCUAACAGCCUCAGCUCUGGCUUUUCCCCACUACUGCUAACACCUGUCAGUGGUCCAUGGUCCUGUACACUGUCUCCUUCAGAACAUCGCUGGUGGAGCGUGGCUGUCCUCACUCACUGCUGUAUGCCCACAAAUGCUCCUGCUAUGUAUCAGGUGCUCAAUAAAUGUGUAAGCAGUCGA
Molecule: messenger RNA, 1985 nt
Organism: Apodemus sylvaticus (European woodmouse)
Lineage: Eukaryota; Metazoa; Chordata; Mammalia; Rodentia; Muridae
Gene: Cd151
Product: CD151 molecule (Raph blood group)
Exons: 9
Coding region: 515-1276 (253 amino acids)
Cellular component (GO): membrane
Source: RefSeq, a predicted model, not a curated record